AUGGCCUCACCAGCAGCAGAGCCCAAGGCGGGCGCUUCGAGCGAGCCGCAAGCCGACCAGGCCGUCGAAGGCGCCGCAGCUGCAAGUGCCAGCGAGACAGGAGCCAGCCCGCCCGGCGAGCCGGCACAACAGGACGAGGCAUCCGGCGCUGGCGAGGACGACGAGGAGCAAGCUGCCUCAGAGGAUGGCGAAUCCGAGGAAGACUCGGAUGACGAGUCGGAGGAUGACUCGCCUGGUCUGGCGUACCUCUUGCGCGACCCAAACGAGGAAUCGGACGAUGACGGCGAUGAGUUCGAGGUAGGCGAGGAUGACGAGGAAGAGGAAGAAGAGGAAGACGAGGAGACGGAAGAGCCACGGGCGGGCAGCAGCAAGCGGAAGGCCGAGGGGCAGGACGGCGCGGAGGAGAAGAAGGCGCGCGCCUGA
Messenger RNA from Tilletiopsis washingtonensis, 423 nucleotides. RefSeq lists its product as hypothetical. Bases 1 to 423 code for a protein of 140 amino acids. Lineage: Eukaryota; Fungi; Basidiomycota; Exobasidiomycetes; Entylomatales. The transcript has 2 exons. The record is from RefSeq and is a predicted model, not a curated record.